Molecule: messenger RNA, 1242 nt
Organism: Alternaria viburni
Lineage: Eukaryota; Fungi; Ascomycota; Dothideomycetes; Pleosporales; Pleosporaceae
Exons: 2
Coding region: 1-1242 (413 amino acids)
Source: RefSeq, a predicted model, not a curated record
AUGGUGUCACUGAGAAGACGCUCAAAGCGAGUCCCAACCAUACUCACCACAUACAAGCCCCACGCUAACUCCAACCUCCUGCUCCAACAGACCUCUCUCAUGCUGUCCCGCGUGCCCAAGCUACGCAAAGCGCGCAUAGCAGGAUACCGACGUUCUGUACGCUCUGGCGACGGACCCAACACGCUCGCAUUCGAUGCAGUAAACUUUGGUGAGUGGAGCGGCGAAGAAGUCGUGAAAGGCGUUGUUUUUCAAGCGUUCAAUUUGGAGGAGGAGCGUCGUGUGAUUGAGUAUGCGGGAGGCUCCGGCGAGGUGAAGCAGGUGGUCAUGAAGGUUGCUUGUCCGAGUGUACUGGGCCUGGCGGGGAAGAUGGAGACGGUGUUGGGGAGGAUCUUUGUUCCUGAGGGUGAUGGCGAUACUCUGGUCGGGAGUGAGGACAGUAACCGCAGCACGAUGGCUGUGGAUGGCGAUCGCAACGAAGAGUACAUCGACGAGUUCAGCGACGAGGACUUCUCCGAGACCAGCUCACAGGCCACCGUCGAGGGUCACCCGACUCCACGCAUCUCACCUUCGAUCUCGACUCUCAACGACGCGGACGUUCCGCACAGGUCUCUCGAUGACCUUCCGCUUUCUGCCAUCAAUGAGCACCCAGCGGACUCGAUGAUCGAAACUACGGACUGGGCGGCCACAAGACAGGUUGAGACUACGGACCUCAACCAGAUUGAGGAGCCUGAGGAGAUUCAAGACGUCGAGGAAACCGAGACCGAGGAGUCCGACGAGUCCGAGGAAGAUGACCAGGAGACUGAAGGCACUGAAGAGAUCAAGGAAACCGAGGUCACCGAAUACAAUAUCGAUACCAUCUCCAUGAGCUCAACCAGAUCUCUAAGACCAUCGGACUUCCAGAGGUUCCUCGGAGCUGAAUCUGCACGUGCAGCACCGAUACCCUCCCCUUGGCAGCCAACCGUCCCCUGGGAGAAGAGGACUGCGCUCGCACCUGUCCGCAACGAGAUCGUACGCACCCCUAGCCAGUUCAGCGGCACUGAGACUAGGAGACGCAAGACCAGCGACAGCAUCAAGUCUCUUGUCGACCACUUCGAGAACUUGUCGCCGGCGAGCACGCCUACCAAGGACAAGUUCGGCAAGGACGGCUCUUUCAAGGACGGUUCCAUCAAGGACGACUUCAUCAAGAACGACUCUAUCAAGGACACCGGCAAGGACACCGAUAAGGGCGCCUGGGUGACGUGA